GCUCCGGUUUCGUCUUCUUCCCUCUUUCUCCACCGUCCGACCGAAGGGAACCAGAGACAGCAAGACCGAUAGAUCUGGUCGGCUAUGCCUGAAGAGCUCUAGGAUCUCGAUUUAUGUGUUCUAAUCAUGAAAAGGUCUCACAUUUCUUCCAGUCGUUCGUAUUCUCGACCGGCGAUUUCAGUUCUCGGCAUUUGCUUCUUGUUCCUCCUCGGAUUCACACUAACCCCUCGAAAAUCCUCUGAUUGGUCUUCUGGGUCAGACCCAAAUCCCCGGCUCCGGAGUUUCUCCGGGAAAUCGGAGAUUCCGAGGUUCGCGUACUUGGUGACGGGAACAAAAGGGGACGGAGCUCGUGUGAAGAGGUUGGUUAGGGCAAUACACCAUCAGAGGAACUACUAUCUUCUUCAUCUGGAUCUAGAAGCUUCGGAUGAGGAGAGAUUAGAGCUUGCGAAGUAUGUGAGGUCGGAGAAGAUGAAGAAUGUGAUGGUUAUGGGUAUGGCGGAUUUGGUGACGGAGAAGGGUCCGACUAUGUUGGCGAACACGCUUCAUGGGGUUGCGAUUAUGUUGAAGAAAGCUAGCGAUUGGGAUUGGUUCAUUAAUCUCAGUGCUUCUGAUUAUCCUCUCAUGCCUCAGGAUGAUAUUCUGCAUAUCUUUUCUUACUUGCCUCGCUACCUCAACUUCAUCGAGCACACGAGCAACAUCGCUUGGAAAGAGAAUCAAAGAGCGAGGCCUAUCAUCAUCGAUCCCGGGUUGUACCAUAUGAAAAAAUCCGGUGUCUUUUGGGCUAAGGAAAGAAGAUCACUGCCUGCUUCUUUCAAGCUUUUCAUGGGAUCAACGAGUGUUGCAUUGACGAGAUCGUUCCUUGAAUUCUGCAUCUGGGGAUGGGAAAAUCUCCCGAGAACGCUCCUAAUGUACUACACGAACUUCCUCUUGUCCCCGGAAGGCUACUUCCACACCGUGAUCUGCAACAGCAAAGACUAUCAGAACACAACGGUUAACCACGACCUGCAUUACUCGCGUUGGAACGAGAUUCUUCAACAAGGGCCGAUGAAUCUAACUGUCGAGGAUUUCCGAGAAAUGGUUGAGAGCGGUGCCCCUUUCGCUCGGGAAUUCCCUGAGAACGAUCGGGUCCUCGAUAAGAUCGACGAGGAGCUUCUGAGGAUUGAUUCUUCUGGCUUUGAGCUUAAGCCUUUGGGAGUUGUUAAGCCAACGGUGAGUUCAAAAAGGCUGGAGAAGCUAAUGGCUAGGCUUCUUGGUCAGGAGAAUUUCCGGCCUAAGCAAUGUAAAUAGUUAAAUUCCAUUUGGGUAUUUGGUUCUUGUUCUUACAAUAAUUUAUUUUCUUUUUUCAGAAAUGAAAAUUUUGUAGUAGUUUUAUGUGUUUUUCUUGAUAUCCAUUGUUGAAAUUCAGAAAGGAAAUUUAUUCA
This is a messenger RNA of Tarenaya hassleriana, 1421 nucleotides long. RefSeq names its product beta-glucuronosyltransferase GlcAT14C. Gene Ontology annotation, cellular component: membrane. The record is from RefSeq and is a predicted model, not a curated record. The transcript has 4 exons. The coding region runs from base 127 to 1287 and encodes 386 amino acids. NCBI's taxonomy places the organism in Eukaryota, Viridiplantae, Streptophyta, Magnoliopsida, Brassicales, Cleomaceae. Gene Ontology annotation, molecular function: glucuronosyltransferase activity.